CAGGAAAAUGGCUACACCACCCAGCUCUCCUCCGCCUUCUACUGGUGCAGCAUCACAGUCGUCAUCUACGUUGAAGCGGACAAGAAAAGCCACAUGUCUAAGAUCAUUGGCGACUAGACCAGUUGGGGCAGAGAGACCUCUGGUCCAUGUGGAUCCUGCGAUCGGGAAAGUCGACAAUCCCUACAGGAAGAAGUUAAGAACAUAUUUGGGGAUCGUCGCUCAUGAUAAGGUAGAUGUCACAUACGAGAAUUGGAAACAAGUCCCUGUUACUCAGAAGGAUUUGAUAUGGGAGGAUAUUCAGAUUGAAUUUGAUAUCCUUAAAGCAUCUGAUCUGAGAACAAAAAAGAAAAUACUUCAGACUGUGGGGGAGCGGUGGAGACAAUUUAAGUCUGAUUUGACAUCCAAAUGGACACUUGCAGCCGACAAGGAAAGUGUCGAUGACACUAUAUACAAAAAGUACGACAUUAGCAAGGAGAAGUGGGCCCAAUUUUGUCAGACCUGCAAAGACCCUUCGUGGGAGACGACACGUGAAGUGGAAGAUGGCCUGCACCAAGAAAACUGGGCAAAUGACGCCUGA
This is a messenger RNA of Glycine soja, 577 nucleotides long. RefSeq lists its product as uncharacterized. Lineage: Eukaryota; Viridiplantae; Streptophyta; Magnoliopsida; Fabales; Fabaceae. The transcript is spliced from 3 exons. The coding region runs from base 8 to 577 and encodes 189 amino acids. The record is from RefSeq and is a predicted model, not a curated record.